AUGCCUGCUUUACUCCUUCAGAAACCAUCAUUUAAAUCUAAAUGUAAGCAACAUAGUGAGUGCUUACAAAGACGGUUGAAUUUGUGGAAAUUGGGAGAUUUUAAUGGUUUGUUAAAAGAGUUCAGAGCAAUUCAAUCUCGACUCCAAUCAACUUGGAAGCCAAGAUCGCCUGAACACAUCUCUCGUACGUUUGCUAACUUAAUGCUUUCUGGUAAAGUCAACGCUGCCAUGAGAUUACUGGAUGACACUUCUACGUCGGGCGUUCUUCAGUUAUCAGAGGAUACAUUACGAGAACUGAAAGCAAAACAUCCCGAAGCUAUGGAAGCAGAUAAAGAAAUGUUAAUCACAGGACAAGUACCAUUUGUUGAUCCAGCCAUGUUUUCAAUAAUCGAUGAGUCGACGAUAGCCAGAGCAGCUCUACAUACAAAAGGUGCAGCAGGCCCUUCAGGAUUAGAUGCUGACGGUUGGCGAAGAAUACUCGUAUCCAAAAAUUUUGGCACUGCAGGGACUGAAUUUCGCUCAAGUCUUGCUGAGAUGGCCCGUAUUCUCUGUACGAAAGAACUGAAAGCUGAAUCUGACCAUCAAUCUUCAAUAGGAGCUUACGUAGCAUGUCGUUUCAUACCUCUUGACAAAUGCCCGGGGGUGAGGCCCAUUGGUAUUGGCGAAGUCAUCGGACGCAUAAUUGGAAAGUCGAUCAUCUCUGUCAUCAAACCUGAUAUUUUAAUGAUUACUGGAUCACUUCAACUUGCAGCUGGUUUACCAUCGGGAUGUGAGGCAGCAGCCCAUGCCAUGGAGGAGAUUUUCCAAGAAGACGCAACUGAUGCCAUUCUACUCGUUGAUGCGUCUAACGCCUUCAAUUCUCUUAAUCGCCAAGUGCUUCUCCAUACAUUCGCUAUCUUUGUCCUCCUAUGCCAACGUAUGUUAUAAACUGUUAUGGCUCACCGUCACGAUUAUUUGUAAUGGGUGACAAAGAAAUCUUAUCGCAGAGGGAACAACUCAGAGAGAUCCAAUGGCAAUGCCAGCGUAUACAGUUGGAAUCGCACCAUUACUGCAGAUGAUAAAAGUUCGAAAAGAUGAUGCUAGCGCUGCGAGUGAUGAGAAAAUGAAGCACGCAGCGUAUGCUGAUGAUUUCGGUGGUGCAGGAGUCCUUGGGUGUUUGCGAACGGUGGUGGAAUCAAGUUGUUCACUUUGGUCCUCUCUUGGGAUACUACCCGAUAACCCGAAAUCCUCGAAGUCUUGGUUAGUUGUGAAAGAGGACAGAGUAGAGGCUGCGAGAGAGAUAUUCACGGACACUGAUAUUAACAUCACAUCUGAAGGACGUGCAUAUAUAUCUUGGUGGUUUUGUUGA
Messenger RNA from Paramuricea clavata, 1348 nucleotides. The record is from the annotation of a GenBank genome assembly. NCBI's taxonomy places the organism in Eukaryota, Metazoa, Cnidaria, Anthozoa, Malacalcyonacea, Plexauridae.